CAGUGAUUGGCUGGUGAGUGGACACUUUUUGAGCACAUGUAAUGUCCCUUCAAUGGAGGAGCAAAGAUGGCUGAGAAGAGAAGCAGGAGGAGAAAGAGUCCAGAACAAGAUGCUGUGGAACAUAUAAUUGAGGAAAAAGAUAAAAAAUUCAUUGAGGAAAGAUUUAUCAACCACUAUAAAGGGAGAGGUGUAUUUGCAAGAGAGUACAUUGAACCCAAAAGUUUUGUGGUGGAGUACCGAGGAGUUCUGUCUCUGAGUAAAGGUGCAGAUGACAAAAGCAACAAAUAUGCAUUUGAUUUCAUAUGGAAUGGAAAGCAAUAUUGCAUAAAUGCUUCAAAAGAAGACCAAACACUGGGACGACUAGUGAAUGAUGAUCAUGUUCAUCCAAACUGCAAAGUCAAAAGAAUCAUGGUUCGAGGGAGACCACACUUGUGUCUGUUCGCUAUCAAAGACAUCUUUCCAGGAGAAGAAAUAACUUAUAACUAUGGUGAUUCCUCUUGGCCAUGGCGCUCACUGGCACCUUGUGAAGAGCAAAGUGACCUGAAGGUCCACGAACGUGAGCCAGCAUCAGAAAAGGCAACCUUGGGUAAGAGUGAGGCUGAGAGGACAGGAGUCAGUCUUGGUCUUGUUUCAUCCCAUGAUGAACCAGCACCUUGUGAAGAGCAAAGUGAUCUGAAGAUUCACAAAAGUGAGCCAGCAUCAGAAAAGGAAGCCUUGGGUGGGAGUGAGGCCAAGAGGAGAGGAGUCAGUCCCGGUCUUGUUGAAUCAAAUGAUGAUACGGAAUCUGUGGCCGGCAUUGAGGCCGAGAUGACAGGAGUCAGUCCUGGUGUUGGAUCAUUCAAGGAUGAUACAAUGCUCAAGAGUCAACACCUUACGGAACGAUGUAACUACUUGAUACAGAAUACAGAUUAGGACAGCCUGGAAGCAGUCCUGUGAGGACAGGGACAUACAGUGGGACAAAUAAGUAUUUAGUCAAC
Messenger RNA from Corythoichthys intestinalis (scribbled pipefish), 977 nucleotides. RefSeq names its product histone-lysine N-methyltransferase set-1-like. The transcript has 10 exons. Gene Ontology annotation, biological process: regulation of DNA damage response, signal transduction by p53 class mediator; regulation of transcription by RNA polymerase II. The record is from RefSeq and is a predicted model, not a curated record. Gene Ontology annotation, cellular component: polytene chromosome; nucleus. The coding region runs from base 67 to 912 and encodes 281 amino acids. Lineage: Eukaryota; Metazoa; Chordata; Actinopteri; Syngnathiformes; Syngnathidae. Gene Ontology annotation, molecular function: transcription regulator activity; histone H4K20 methyltransferase activity; protein binding.